Molecule: messenger RNA, 768 nt
Organism: Marasmius oreades (fairy-ring Marasmius)
Lineage: Eukaryota; Fungi; Basidiomycota; Agaricomycetes; Agaricales; Marasmiaceae
Exons: 5
Coding region: 52-519 (155 amino acids)
Source: RefSeq, a predicted model, not a curated record
GCAACUUUCUGCUUCAACUGCUUGCCUCCAAUUUUCUAACACAUCUACAACAUGGCUUCUCACGACGUCGAGAAAUGGCUUAACGAACACCACCGUGUCGAUGAUGACAAUCGCAACCACGGCGGCCAGGAAAUCCACGUCUUUGCUGUCGAAAAAGGCCCAGUCUUCGGUGGACAUGCCGGCGAAGGGAAAUGCUACGACAUCUCCUUCAGUCUGGGCCCCGUCACAUUCACAAUCGAAAUUUGCAUCGACAUAAAAACUGGCCGCAUCACCAUCUGCCUCUAUGUGAAGAUCCCCCUCCUCCCCAAACACAAACUUGGAUGUGCCACGGGAAGUAUUAAAGAUGGUGUCACUAUCACGUUCGAUUGGAAGAUCGUCUCUGGGACGUUCAAGUUCUACGUCAAGGAUGGAUGGUUGUGGGUGCAUUAUGAUGUCAAGAUCUUGGGGAAACAUUACACUGGCGAUCUCAAGUUGAUCCCGCUUCCGUUUUUGUCGCAUGGAGGGGGUGGCAGCUCCUAGGCGCCUAUAGCUAAAGCCCACUGAGGCCAAUUGAAUGGAUCCCUCCUAAAUUCAUCUGGACGGGCGCGUGCUUUUCUUUCUUCUUCCCCUUGAAUAUCCCUAGCAAAACAGAAAAAAAAAAUAUUGUGUUUGUAAAAUGUACCGUCGAAUCACAAUGAAACUCAGCCGCCCUCCUGUUAACAAUAUGUCCACAAGUGUUGAACUUUGAGUCGAAAUCUUCAACGUCUAGCCACGUUUCGACCAUGAGCC